Molecule: messenger RNA, 1588 nt
Organism: Artibeus jamaicensis (Jamaican fruit-eating bat)
Lineage: Eukaryota; Metazoa; Chordata; Mammalia; Chiroptera; Phyllostomidae
Gene: CALHM1
Product: calcium homeostasis modulator 1
Exons: 2
Coding region: 1-1035 (344 amino acids)
Molecular function (GO): monoatomic cation channel activity
Source: RefSeq, a predicted model, not a curated record
AUGGACAAGUUCCGGAUGGUCUUCCAGUUCCUGCAGUCCAACCAGGAGUCCUUCAUGAACGGCAUCUGCGGCAUCAUGGCCCUGGCCAGCGCCCAGAUAUACUCAGCCUUCGAUUUCAACUGCCCCUGCCUGCCUGGCUACAAUGCCGCCUACAGCACUGGCAUCAUGCUGGUGCCGCCCCUGGUGCUCUUUCUGCUCGGCCUGGUCCUGAACAACAACGUGUCCAUGCUGGCCGAGGAAUGGAAGAGGCCGCCGGGCCGCCGGGCCAAGGACCCGGCCGUGCUCCGCUACAUGUUCUGUUCCAUGGCCCAGCGCGCGCUCAUUGCUCCCGUCGUCUGGGUGGCUGUCACGCUGCUCGAUGGCAAGUGCUUCCUCUGUGCCUUCUGCACUGCCGUGCCCGUGACUGUGCUGGGCAAUGGCAGCCUGGUGCCUGGCCUGCCUCCGACCGAGCUCGCCCGCCUGCUGGCCCGGGUGCCCUGUCCGGAGAUCUAUGAUGGUGACUGGCUGCUGGCCCGUGAGGUGGCCGUUCGCUACCUGCGCUGCAUCUCCCAGGCACUGGGCUGGUCCUUUGUGCUGCUGACCACGCUGCUGGCAUUUGUUGUGCGGUCUGUGAGGCCCUGCUUUACACAGGCUGCCUUCCUCAAAAGCAAGUACUGGUCCCACUACAUCGACAUUGAGCGCAAGCUCUUCGAUGAGACGUGCACAGAGCACGCCAAGGCCUUUGCCAAGGUCUGUAUCCAGCAGUUCUUUGAGGCCAUGAACCAUGACCUGGAGCUGGGUCACACCCAUGGGGUGCUGGCUACAGUCCCAGCCGACUCAGCUGCCCUGGCUACCACCGAAGGGGCCAAGGAGGAGAGGGAGAAGCUUCGAGGCAUCACCGAUCAAGGAGCCAUGAACAGGCUGCUCACCAGCUGGCAUAAAUGCAAGCCACCCCUGCGGCUGGGCCAGGAGGAGCCACUGAUGGGCAAUGGCUGGGCUGGGGGCGAGCCUCGGCCUCCACGCAAGGAGGUGGCCACCUACUUCAGCAAAGUGUGAGCUGUGGGCAGGUGAAGAGGCAGGAAUGGGGCAGGAAUGGGGGGGGUCUGAAUCCACAGCCCUUCAGACCCCCAAACCAGACAGAAAAAUGAAGGCUACAGGUGUGGGUGAUAGGCCCCUGGAAGAGAUAUUCACCUGCACACAUGGGGCUGGAAAUUUGGACUGGAAGAGGACCUUACACCUCCAGUUGUCACAUUGCCUUGGGUGGCCCCCGGGGAAGUGGACAGUGGAGCCAUGAGCAGUAUUAGUCAAAAGGUCCAAAAUUGGCCCAGAGGGGACAAGCUCCCACGUCCCCCACCCCUGCCGGCCCACUUUAUCUGGUUCACAGUCCCCACUCCGGCCCUGCAGUCGCCCUUGCCCCAGCACCUGCACUUGCCCAUGACGUGUUACGGUCUCUGGUCCCUUACACUCAAAGCUCAGGGAGUGAGGGCGCGUCCAGCCAGCUCCUGAAAUGGGAGUCCUCUGAGGGUUCCGCCAGGCUCCUGAGGGAGGCCAAGUGGCCCAAGGGGGCCCAAAGGACAUGACAUGCAGCCUCACCUGCUGUGACCAAUGA